GUGUGACGCUUUUCCACCACAGAGUCAGAUGGAGACUCUUCUGAGUGGGCCAUGGAGCAGCAUGAGGCCAUUGAGGGCCUCCUUUGUGAGACUCCUUCUCUGCUCCCUACUCUUCCGCUCUCUCUGGCCUCCGGUGAGGAGCCUCGUGGGCCCGAGGGUCCCGCUUUGGCCCCCGUCUCCCAAGCAGCAGUCGCCAACAUAGCCAACCAAGGCAAAGCCAUUAAGAUUAAGGAGGAGAAAAUCAUCCCUGAGAUCAAGCUGGAGCCACAUGAAGUGGAUCAGUUCCUCAAUUUUUCACCCAAAGGCCUGGAGUCCCCACAGAUGCCCCCCACUCCUCCCAGCUCCCACGGCAGUGAUUCAGAGGGCAGCCAGAGCCCCGUUCAUGCCCCGCCCAGUCUGUCCUGCCCCACCUCCCCCAGCAGCCCCUCUCCAUCUCAGCCCAGCGUCAAGGUGUCUCCCCGCGCCGCUUCCUCCUUGUCCAACUCCCCUCUGCUCACCGCUCCUCAUAAGCUACAGGGGUCUGGGCCGCUAAUCCUGACGGAGGAGGAGCGUCGAACUCUGGUGGCCGAAGGUUAUCCCGUUCCUACCAAACUGCCGCUCACUAAAGCUGAAGAAAAGGCACUUAAGAAGAUCCGCAGAAAGAUCAAGAACAAGAUUUCAGCUCAGGAGAGUCGCAGGAAGAAGAAGGAGUACAUGGAUGCUCUUGAGAAAAAGUAAGCCUAACUUCUUCCCCUACAUUUUUUCGUUUGUUAAAAGCUAAUAAUAAAUAAUAUUGUACAUGCAUGCUGCAUCCUCCAUCUUGCAUCAUAUUGACUCAGUGUACCACGCAUCAUUACGAUUCAUUACAAAUUCUAAGUCCCUUACUCAUCACUGCAUUCUUUAUGAUCUAGUUGGUUGGACAUCACUAACAAUUCGUAGAAAACAGCACUGGUAUAUCUUUAUCUAUAAAGCAAUACUUGGUAAACUCCCACUGUACCUCUGUAACCUCCUCUC
Messenger RNA from Cyprinodon variegatus (sheepshead minnow), 993 nucleotides. RefSeq names its product cyclic AMP-responsive element-binding protein 3-like protein 2. Bases 52 to 717 code for a protein of 221 amino acids. Gene Ontology annotation, biological process: regulation of transcription by RNA polymerase II. The transcript is spliced from 5 exons. Lineage: Eukaryota; Metazoa; Chordata; Actinopteri; Cyprinodontiformes; Cyprinodontidae. Gene Ontology annotation, molecular function: DNA-binding transcription factor activity, RNA polymerase II-specific; cAMP response element binding. The record is from RefSeq and is a predicted model, not a curated record.